Messenger RNA from Belonocnema kinseyi, 6104 nucleotides. It is a transcript of the gene Naa15-16, whose product is annotated as N-alpha-acetyltransferase 15, NatA auxiliary subunit. Gene Ontology annotation, molecular function: protein-N-terminal amino-acid acetyltransferase activity; protein binding. The transcript has 11 exons. The coding region runs from base 110 to 2683 and encodes 857 amino acids. NCBI's taxonomy places the organism in Eukaryota, Metazoa, Arthropoda, Insecta, Hymenoptera, Cynipidae. Gene Ontology annotation, biological process: N-terminal peptidyl-methionine acetylation. Gene Ontology annotation, cellular component: NatA complex; cytoplasm. The record is from RefSeq and is a predicted model, not a curated record.
AUGAUCACGUGAUCGGAGAUCGACUUCUUCUUUUGUGGCCACGAGGUUUUGUGGUAAAAAUUGCGUGAACGGGGUGUAAAAAUCCCUCUACUUUUGUAGUUUUACAAAAAUGCCCUCCAGCAACCCUCUGCCACCCAAAGAGAAUGCACUGUUUAAGCGAAUUUUGAGAUGUUACGAACAUAAACAGUAUAAAAAUGGGUUGAAGUUCGCGAAACAAAUCUUGUCGAACCCGAAGUUCAGCGAACAUGGGGAGACACUUGCGAUGAAGGGUCUCACUCUGAACUGCUUGGGCCGCAAGGAAGAAGCGUAUGAUCAUGUACGACGUGGACUCAGGAACGAUCUGCAGUCCCACGUUUGCUGGCACGUCUACGGUUUGCUGCAGCGAUCGGACAAAAAAUACGACGAAGCUAUUAAGUGCUAUCGAAACGCUCUCAAAUGGGACAAGGACAACAUUCAGAUCCUUCGAGAUCUGUCCUUAUUGCAAAUCCAGAUGAGGGACCUGGAUGGUUACAAGGACACGAGGUAUCAGUUAUUUAUGUUGAGACCCACCCAGCGAGCUUCUUGGAUUGGAUUCGCAAUUUCUUAUCACUUGCUCAGAGACUACGAGAUGGCUUUAAAGAUUCUUGACACGUUUCGAAAUUCUCCCAUGAUUUGCUACGAUUAUGAGCACAGCGAGUUGCUGCUUUAUCAGAACAUGUUGAUCCAAGAGUCAGGAGAAUGUGAACAGGCCUUGAGACACCUCGACAAAUACAGUGAUCAGAUUUGUGAUAAAAUCACAGUAAAAGAAACCUACGGCAAGCUGAGGCUGGAACUGGGACACUUUGCGGAAGCAGCCCAAGUUUUCAAGGAGCUAUUGAACAUAAAUCCCGAAAAUACAAUCUACUACACUAGGUUAGCGGAAGCCCAAAGACACACUUGUCCUGAAGAGACACUACAAAUGCUUAAACUUUACGAAGAUCUGUUUCCUCGAGCGCUGGCGCCGCGUCGUCUACAGUUGAAUUAUGCUUCUGGGGAAGAGUUCGAGAUAUUUGUUGAUAAAUAUUUACGGAGAGGUCUGCACAAGGGAGUUCCACCGUUGUUUGUGAACCUUCGGUCCCUAUAUGCGGAUAAGGAGAAGGUAAAAACUAUAGAGUCGUUAGCCCUUAGCUAUAAGGAAGCUUUGAAAACUCACGGACACUUCAGCGGUCAGGACAAGGACAAUGUGAGGGAGCCAGCUUCGGCUCUUUUGUGGACAUAUUAUUACUUGGCCCAGCAUUACGACUAUCUGGGACAAACGAAGAAAGCGUUGGAGGAAAUCAAUGCUGCUAUCGAUCACACACCCACGCUAAUUGAGCUUUUCGUUACUAAAGGUCGAAUCUAUAAGCACGCAGGAGAUGUCCAGGAAGCGUAUAAAUGGCUGGACGAGGCGCAGGGUCUUGAUACCGCGGAUCGCUACAUAAAUUCAAAAUGUGCCAAGUACAUGCUACGUGCAAAUCUCGUGAAAGAAGCUGAAGAAACUUGUGGAAAGUUCACAAGGGAAGGUGUCCUUGCUAUGGAAAAUUUGAAUGAAAUGCAGUGUAUGUGGAUUCAAACAGAAGCCGCCUAUGCGUACAAACGUUUAGGAAAGUACGGAGAAUCGCUCAAGAAGUGCCACGAGGUCGACAGGCAUUUCUCUGAAAUAAUAGAGGACCAAUUUGACUUCCACACAUACUGCAUGCGAAAAAUGACGUUGCGUUCUUACGUUGGUUUGCUGAGGUUAGAGGAUGUCCUGCGUUCACAUCCGUUCUACUUCAAGGCAGCUAAAUGUGCAAUGGAGGUUUAUCUCAGACUACACGACUAUCCCCUCCCUGAUCCGGCACAAACUCAAGAAAUGGACACUGAAAAUUUGCCACCAUCCGAGUUAAAGAAGUUCAGGAAUAAGCAGAGAAAGCAGCGUAGGAAGGCGGAGCUGGAAAGGCAGCAGGCUGCUCAAGCUCAAGAGAAGAGGGAACAACACAAUAAGUCUCGGCAACAAGCUGAUCCCGAUCUCGAACAACCUACGCUAGAUGAACUUAUUCCUGAAAAAUUAGAAAGGUCGGAAGAUCCUUUAGAACAAGCCAUAAAAUUUUUGCAACCCUUGCAAGAGUUGGCAUCUGAUAGAAUAGAGACGCAUCUAAUGGCAUUUGAAAUCUACAUUCGAAAAGGUCGAACGCUAUUAAUGUUGCGGUCGAUAAACCGCGCAUAUCGCUUGGAUCCAAACAACCCAGAGCUGCACACAUGUCUCGUACGCUUCCUGCAACACACAAACGCAUCACCCUUAGAAGGCGCCGUGGCUGAGGUCGUGAAACGCCAGACUAGUGGAAUAUUCUCGAGUUCCAGUGCGGAGAACCUGAACGCGCAGUACUUGAAGAAGAACAGCAAGUCUCUGCCACACCUCUUCCAGGGCGCGCGGAUGAUCUAUCUUUUAGAUCCCAGUGCUCAAUCAAAGGCUCUCUCUCUCAUAACUAAUAUCGAGGACCUCGAAGGCGUCACCCUAGAAAUUUGCACGAGGGUGCUCGAGGCUCUUUGCACCGGCGAUUUCGGCUCCUGCGAGUCAACGGUAGCUGACUUCAGAUCUAAGAGCCAUUAUCGCUUCCCCUACGCGACCGCAUUUCGUCUACAUGAGGUUCCAGAGGCCAAAGUGACCGUCAAUCACCAGGAGAAGGAAAACUCUAUCAAGAACUGAUCCUAGCACACGAAUUUGGGAUCUAGCUAGGCGAAUCAAGGGUUGAGAGAACGCUCGAAGGGGAAAGAGUAACAAUUUUUAAUUGAUCGAUGGUAUCGGUUGUUUUUAUCAACGCGAGCGAACGUUCUCGUGGAUGGACACGAAGGGACUGAGUGGACUUAGUGUACAUUGUGCGUUGUGUAAAAUAUUAUAUAUGGCGAAACAAGACUUGUAUACAUGCGUGUUAAGCGCUUCUGUGUGGUUUUGUACACUUACGACCUUGUUAACGUCAAGCAGGUCUCUACCGUGUAGAGUUUGCGAAGGAAAUAUCGUUGAACACCACAUUUGUACCGUCGCUGAAUGAAGUUUUCUUUUUUUAGAACCUUGUCGAGUUUUAUUAGUAACUCUUACAAAGACUAUGUCGAAUGAGAAAACAUAGAUACCACAAUUAUUUGUAGGCCAAAGAGGAUCUCAAAUAUAGAGUGCGCCUCCGUCGAAUAUACAAUAUGGACGACAUAAUAGGGUAACUGGACUUAGGUCGCCAUGAUUUUGAUUCAAUAUUUUUGCAGUAUAAAAAUGAUAAAGUGGUUCAAUACAAGUUUGAAGGAAGAAUUAAAAUAACUUUUCUUUCGACACGGAGAGUAAUUUCGGGAUGUUAAUUCACGGCACUACUACUUGAUUUUAUUACGCUUUGGCGCGAGAACUGCGAUCUUGGAACCCUUGCUUUUUAAAGCAUACGUCUCGAAGUUUCAGACAUUAGGCCACGCCCCUUCAGUCUCAGGUGUUGAAUUCUAUGCUUUUAAAUUACAGAGUCCCAGACCUUAAAUCACGUAAAAAUUGUAGCUGUAAAAUCACGCGUUUCCGUGAAUUAAUGAUAUUGGAUUAUUAAAAAAAUAGUUGUGCCUACAUUUUCUAAUUCGACAAUGAAACCCUCCAGCGUUUUCCUCUUUCACUGUACUUCCGGACGUAAGACGCUCAAACUCGUUGAGUUUUUUCCCUCCAUUUUUGGGUUCGACAAAUAAAUUUCAGGUAUUGUGGAAAAGGAGCUUAUAACAACCUUGCGAACCUUUUUUCUUUCUUGAUAGGAAAAAUAUGUGUAAUAUACGAAGUGAGAUAUAAAUAAAAAAGAAAAUGGCGCGCUAUCAUCUAGAAUUAUCUCAGAGAAAGCAAACCACUGAAGAAAGAUUUUAAUACUCAAUCUUGAAUGUAUCAUUUUUGUGUAAUGUCAAUAUUGACCUAGUACUUAAAACUUAAAUUUCAUGGAAUAGAAAUAAAGAUUUAGUUGUGUAAACAGUAUCUUUAAUUUUUCAUUUCACAUUUUAGUUGUAAGUUACUUAUUGUAAAUUAUAAUUUUAACUGAGAAACGAAAUUUACUUUUUAUUUGAAGUAGCAAUUUUAUGUCGAACGUAACUGUAAAAUACACUUCGUGCUUCGUAUAUUGCUCGUGUUUUUUCAAUGGAGACAAAAUUCAAUUUUUUCUACGAAAUAUUGUAUGUGGUUAUGUUUUUAUCAUUUAAAAGAAUUCGAAUUUAAAUGAAAUUAAGUUAGAAAUUUCUCACUUUUUUUCAAUGAAGUAGAAGGUAAGAUCAAAAUUGGAUUCCGUAUUUUUAAAUGAAUACUCGUAAUCUCAUUUGGCGAAUUAAAACCAUCGAUCGAAAUUUAUUUGAUCCUUUCGCUCUAUUCCUGAUCUUCCACUUCGACCAACUCUCUCUCUCUCUCGCCCUAUCUCUCUGCCCCCCCCCCUCUCUCUCACCAAAUAUGAUUUACAAACUCAUAUCGCAUACAUCAUCGGGCAUCGCUAAGUUUUCUGCAAGGGGAAUGUAAAUGUUACCACUAACACGUGAUUAUCAAAACUUUGACCCUCGAUUUGUAGGAAAUAGUAUUCAAAUUACGCCACAUAAGAUAAGUAACGAUUUAACGAUAUUAUUCACACAAUUUAAAAAAAUUACUCUUACGAUAUUAUCAUUUCUUUGAAAUGAUACUGACUGUAAAAAACAAAUCAAAGGCAAUUAUCGCAGAUUGUCCGUGCUACCACUUUCCCUUAUGAUUUUUAAAUUAUGUCAGAUUCUUACGAUUUUUUUGUCACCUUUUUUUUGUAAACUAUCGUAAGUGUAUUAUUUAUUUCACAAACGGCUGUAUAGGCUCGAAAUAUUAGAAACGCACUUCCUCUCAUUUGUACCUAUUGUCGAUCACAUUCUAUAUGUAAAUAUUUGGCACCGAUGAAACAUGUUAUAUUAUGCGUUAUUAAAGAAAUAAUAUUGAAACAAAAAUGUCUGAAUAAAAAGAAAACAUCAAUAAAAAAGUAAUUGUUAAGAAACUAAUUCUGUUUCACCUGUUAGUAAAAAAGGUUGCUAUUUCGAUAAGAAUUUUCGAACUUGUCGGUUAAUAGAGGUGUGCAAAAAAUUAAACUAAGCCAAGUUGAUUCGAGCUACUCAAGUGUGGGUUCGAGAACCUUUUUAAUUUCAAAAUAUUCAUGAUUGAUUGAACAAGUAAGCAAAAUUUCCAUGACACUUCGUAAUAAGAGGGGUUACGGGUUGCUGACAAUGAAUUACAGACCACAAUUUGGAUUCAAGAUUGCGAUCUAGUUUUUGAAAAAUUCAAUAAAUUGUCAUAUUUUUACGUAAGUGGGUGCCCAAGGGGAGUUUCGGAUUGCUGAACACAAGUUUGAAGUACAAAUUUUACAUUUAUUAUCCACAAUCUUUUGAGAACCCGAAACCGCUCGACAUCGAUCUACUGACCCGAAAAAACUAGUUUGAACUUCGAAUUUCGCAGUUUUUGCAUACCCCUAUGAAUGAAUGGUAAUCUUAUAAUGCUUGAAAAAAAUUCAAUCAAUAUUAAUGAUUUUAAUUUUUCCCAUUAAUCCCUAAUCCUUAUUCAUGAUUUUAAUUAUAUAUGAAAAUUUCAAAAAUCGAAAUUGAUAGAAUAAUGAAAUACACUGCCAGAGUAGUUUACAAAAAUGUAUUUCUUGGAAAUGCGGACGCGUAGUUGCGCCGAUUAUUGAUAAUUAUUAAUUAAUAAUCAAGUCAUCGAUCAUGUGUAUUAUAGUCAUUUGGAAUCGAUGUGUCAGUAUCGAAUCUACAAGGGUAGGACAACGUUAACGUCCGCUGUUAUUGUCAUUAAAAGAUCUUAAAAUUAAGUGAGACCUCUUGCCGUUUAAUGAAUCGGCAUCAAAUGCCGAAGAGGGAAUAUGUACAUAUAUAGUCAAUAAUUAUAUCCGAGUCUCCGAAAGUCAUAUAAUAAUAGGCAUAAUCGUAGGGAACGGGUUUUCACUUAAUUUGGGAAAAAAUCACAUGCUUUCGUUUUCUAUAUCAAUUUUUCCGUCGGUCCAAGACUUAUUUUUGGUGUGAGAGAUAAGUGCGAAUGUUGUUUCUCUCGAUAUGCGUGACUGUACGGCAUAAAAAUAUUUAUAUAAGUUAUGACGAAUAAACACAAAUUAAACCAA